UUGUCGUUGUCUUUGAGGAUAUUGAACCUCGCUAUAUCCGGACCUACUGCCAGUGUAACAUAUUAAGAAAUCGCAUAUACUUUUCUAAAUACACUUCACAGAAAAUAAGAUGGAUUUUAACGCACUUGAUCCACAAGAAAGAGAAAAACUGCUCAGUGAUUUACGGAGCAAGAAGUGCCCUAUAUAUGAUGAAUGCAUGAUGCCGAAGUUUCCAACGAUGAUGCCCGACCCAGUAAAGCAAAUGGAGGCGAUACGGAACUUUGACUCUAGAGAAUCAGAUAUAUUGCUUUGUACAUUUCCUAAAGCAGGGACACACUGGGUACACGAGAUCGUGUCGAUGAUCUUACAAGAAGGAGCCCAGUACACAGAAGGUCAUAAGGGUAACGUAAUGAUGGAAGCUGUAGACCUUGACCAGCUGAGCGAUCAACCCUCCCCACGUUUUAUCAAUACCCAUGUCGCAUUUCGUCACAUCCCGAAGAAGCAUGUCGAUAACGGCUACAAAAUUAUCCACGUAUUAAGAAACCCGAAAGAUGUAAUGGUGUCACUAUACAAUCACGCUAAGAAUGACCCAUGUACCGCAUGCACAGAGGAAGACUUCCCCGGGAAAUGGGACGACUAUAUUCAGGAUAUGUGUGAGAACAAACACAAUUUUUAUGGAGGUUUCUUCUACUACGAACGAGAAUGGGAGAAGGCUAAACAGACAAAGGCGGUAACAAAUGUCCAUACUGUGUUCUACGAAGAUUUGAAAAAGAAUCCAGUUACAGAAGUGGAACGGCUUGCAGCCUUUUUGAACAAAGAAUUAAGCCCCCAAGUUAUGGAAGAUAUUGUCGACAAAUGUUCAUUUACCAAACUUGCAGACGCUACAACUACCGGCAAAAAAGGGGAAGAUCUCACACCUAAGUUUUCACUGAACAAACAAAAUUUUAUCUUCAGAAAAGGUACAGUAGGAGACUGGAAAAACUGGUUUACUGUCGCUCAGAAUGAAAUGUUCGACCAGAUGCUUGAAAGGGAGCUGAAAGAUUCAAAUUUACAGUUUACUUAUACAUGGUAAAGCGUGUGAAAGUUAUAUUUGCAGGGCAUUAUCAUAAACAUUAUAAAGAACAUGACAGUUUAUCAACUUCACGAAUAUUAUAAUAUUAUUAUUAUUAUGAUAAAGAGUAUAACAAUGGGCAUUCUAAUAAAGAUUUUUCCACGUGAAGAAUAAUAAGAUAAGAAAGGCAAUAACAAUGUAUCAAGUUCAUAAGCAUUAAUGUUAUAAAGAGCGUCAUAAUUUAAUCAAUUCAGGAGGAAACGCCCAUUUCACUAACCACAAGGCCAUCCACAAAUGAACCAUGAAGUCCAACCACGUCAAAUAAUAAACAUAAAACAAUUUGAGUUUAUUAAAAUAUAUUUAAGCAGGUGCUAUUUUGUAGUAGACUAGAUGGUAUAGAAUAGUAUGCUUCGCAGUUAGAAUAUUUUUCAAAUUUAGCUUUGCUCUUUAAAUCACAUCUCUCUAGUGAUAGAAAUGAAUAUAGAUUAUAUAUAUAUAGAUGAUAUAAUAGUUUAGCUUUAAUGUAAUAUUAUCAUCAUACGUGUAUCUAUAUGGACUACUAUAAAUUAAUCUGAAUCUGUUUGAACUAAUAACACAUUUUCAUUACAAUAUUCACAACAAUUUUGGACAACAUCUACCAACUGAUUUUGUGAAUUUAAUGAGUGAUAUUUAGGUAUAAUGUGACUCAGAUAUGUUUAACUUAUAAGCAAUUAAAGAAGAAAAGUGUUUUUGUUUCAAGUCAAAAGCCGCAUGAGCAUAAAACUGUGUCUGCUAGAUGAUACUUGUGGAGGCCAUAAUCUUACUACAUUCUGUAAAUCUGGAGCAAUAUUAUCAGAUUUAUUGAAUAUUGAUAGAAAAAACAGUAUUAAAUCGAAGUCAAUUUUUAGGCAAAUAGAGGUUCAAACUCUCAAACAGUACGAGUUACGGUUAUGUAGAUUUGGCGAAAUUAUUUCUUUCAAAUUGAUGUAUAAUUCUAUAUAUUAUUUCAAACCUUGUGUUCUUCGGUGCUCACAUAGAAUCUACUCUAAUUCUUUGUACAAUAUUUCACGCUAAUUAUUUUACAACACAACACUAGCAUAAUUAAGAAAUAUGAAAUACGUACAUGUUUUUUAAUGUUUUUCCGUUAAAUGUUUUUCUGCCAUUCUUUGUAACUGAAACUUUCAUCUUAGAUCUAUGCUAAAUAUUACAUAAAUUACCAGCGCAGUGUUAAUUGUUUGUCAUCGAUUACUGUAUACGACGAUUCAUCAUCAGUUUUAUAACAUUAGAUACAUGAUCAAUUAUAUCAUAAAUAACAUAUUAGAUCAGUGAUCCCCGGGGAAUUCCUGUGUUUACAGAUCGUCAGUUGAUCCACAUUCCUCCUUACAGUUGUAAUUUAUGUAACAGGUCUCCGUACAACGCUCUGUCAAAUGCUUUGCUUCUUCAAAUUGAUCAGGGCUUUAAAGUAUAAUGUGAUAAUUUUAGUUUAUUGACGGGAGGAUCUACAGGAAUGAAUCAUGAUUGAUGUUUAGUAAAUGUAUUAUCAUUUAUAAGGUUGUGAUAGUAUUUGGAUAUUUUUUUCUGUAUUUUGCUAAAACUGAAAGUGAUAGAUUUAGGCAAAUAUUUUGAUGUUUAUUUGAUAAGCAUUUUCCUUUUUAUAAAUAGCAUCUCUAUUUGCAAAUUUCAAACAAACGGUGAUAACUCUUGUGCUAAUUGAUUUAUCUAAAAAGAAGCGAGAGAGAGCUCAAUUCAAACAUUAUCUCAUUAACUAUAUCAUCAGAUCCAGUUGGUUUUUUUAGUUUCAGUAUCAAAAUUUUAACUCUAACAUUAUGUUGUGGUCUUUUGGAGGAUUAUUUAUAAAACCUGGAACAAUGAUAGAAAAGGUAGAUAUAGAAAAAGUCUUUAAGGCAUUCAGCUAUGACAAAACAAAAGAUAACGAUGGGUAAAAGAAUCUUCAUGUUUAAAAUAGUCUUAUUUGCAAUGUUCACAACAUCUUCUGCUUUUUUCUAUCAUUUGCUUGAAAAGAGCAUUUUUGUUAAAUUUCUGUAACUCUUACUGGCGAGCCCUAAAAGGACGAUAUACCUGUAUUAUAUAGGUUAACUCUACCGUAUCUAACUCAAAAUUUGUAUGAAAGCUUCCAUUCACAUGUCUCUUGUACAACUUUUAAGUUUCUUGUCUGUCUUAUCUAUAAUUUCAUUUUCAUCAAGGUGAAGGUUUUGCUAUGAAAUACAGAGAAGAUCAAUUUACCUCGCUGGAAAUUAUGUAAGCUAUAUAUUUGGAGUAUUCACCAAAAAGUUAAAAUCCACUGACGCUUGUUCAUAUUCUUUGGAUGUGUUAUAUAAUGUUGAUGAUGAAAGAUGGCCAAAUGACCACAAUAAAAUGCAGAUUUUAUGAA
This is a messenger RNA of Ylistrum balloti, 3401 nucleotides long. RefSeq names its product sulfotransferase 1B1-like. Bases 110 to 1051 code for a protein of 313 amino acids. Gene Ontology annotation, cellular component: cytoplasm. The record is from RefSeq and is a predicted model, not a curated record. The transcript has 5 exons. Gene Ontology annotation, molecular function: sulfotransferase activity. Lineage: Eukaryota; Metazoa; Mollusca; Bivalvia; Pectinida; Pectinidae. Gene Ontology annotation, biological process: sulfation.